GUUCUUCUACUCUCUGUACUGAUAUUUUGGACAACAGUAUAAAGCAGGCACUUAAGAGGAAGUACACAAAUGUUAUGUCUGUUUGUCUGACAACAACAAUUACUCGACAUGGGACCACAUAUUCUGAAGGAAUGUUUGUCUCAUUUGGCAGCACAAGUGGACUACCUGAUUUUGGAAAGAUUGUCAAACUACUCAUUGUGGCUGAUAAGGCAAUGUUCAUCAUUGAACCUUUUCAAUCUGUGUAUAUUGAGCAUUUAGGCUCUUUUGAACUGUUUAGAGCACUUUCUGCAGGUUUUCUUCUGGUUGAACCUGAAGAUUUGAACCACUACGAACCAUUAUAUUGCUACACCAUUCAAGGAAGACAGCUGGUCACAGCAAAAGCCUUUUUGCUUCAUUAAGAAUGUUGCUCAGAGUUGUUUUGGCACCAGAUGACAUCAGGAGGCUGUUGAUAGAAGAAAUCCCAGAGACUCUGGAGGGCUUCAAGUUGAUUCUGAGGACUAAGCUAAAUCUGGGUUAUGAGUUUGUAAUACAGUAUGAAGAUCCGGACUUCCAGAAUGAGUUGAUAAACCUCAACUGUCCCACAGAAUUGCCCAAGGAUAAAGCAACCCUCAAAAUAAUCCAGAAGAUGCCACCUGACCAACACUUGGUGACAGUUAGUGACAGCAGUACCCUUGACACUGCCAGCCUGUCAUCUGCUUCAUCAUCUACAGAAACCAGCCCACCUGAUAUGAUGAAGAACUGGUCUGAGCCCUUUAGCAUUCCAACUUUCUCUUAUGAUGUGGAACUGAAGCUGAAGAGAGGAAAUGAAGCAUAUGCCAAAGAUGGUUCCCGGAUAGAGGUCCUCAAGGGCCUCAAGAGUGAAAUCUUGGACAGACUUGUUGGAGAGAUGUUCAGAAUCGAUGCAUAUCCAUCACAGGUACAAAUUGAAGAAGUUGCCAAAGCAUUGGUAGAAAAGCAUCCCUGUUUAAGAGAGGUAGGGUCCACAGAUGGCUGGUACUGCUGGAAGUACAGUUUGAAUUUUAAAAUGGGCAAUUAUCGGCACAAGUUACGUGCUGCCGGGUGUACAGCAGUGUUGGUGAACAAGACUCGAAUGUUUGAAGAUGGGAAAACUAAGCGGAAGAUCAAGAAGCCAAGGCGAUCUGAAACCAACUUCCUUCCAGAUAUACCUGAUGAAGACACCUUUACUUCCCUUGAAGAGGACAGGAAGACACUUCUGAUGGAAUUUAAAAAGGUGAAUCCCAACAACAAGAUAAUUGAUGCAGCCAUGGCAAACACUUAUGCUUUGAGAAGAAAGGAGAUCGUUGAUGAUGAGCCUCUUGUGAGUAUGGUCAAAUCCAGAUGGCCUGCACUGUUCUCGGAGAGACAGAUCCUUGCGGAAUUCAGCCGUCUGAUGUCUACUGAUCUCCUGAGCUCCUUCUUUGGUGGACUUGAUGAAUAUCUGCCCAGGUUUCUUGACCUUUUCAGAAAAAAGGAUCACAUUGCAGAGCUCCAAGACAUUGUUAGAUGGCUGGACGCUCAUGAUUCCAAUCAGAAUAAGCGAACAGCAGUCUUACUUGGCAUGCCGCAUUUCCUUCGUGAAGAGCCCUCAAGCUUUCUUAAGACCUGUGAGCCAACUGAUCCAGUUGAAGAUACCUUGAAAGGAACCAGUGUCGGGAUCCUGAUUGUGUCUGAAGAGAUCGGCAGAUAUGUGGUCCCAAUCGAGACCAAUGACAUUUGUCUCGUCUUGGAGGAACAGCUGGCUGUCAUGAAUAUUUCUGAUAUUCCCAAGGCAUUCGGACUAAUGAUGGGUCUGAUGUAUGCGCUCAAUGUUGACUACCCAAAGCAUCUCAAAUAUACGUUUGAAGUAAUGCAAAAGCUUUUCUUGAAUGUCGGAGGGUGUAGCUGCUCUUCACGUGUUAAUGGUCUCCGUAACAGGCUGCUUUACAAAAAGUUGUAGUGCAGAAAUCUCCCCUAGCAUUUGGACUUGGUCUUCAGAUAUUUUUUUUGCUUUCAUAUUUGGACUUUGAAAGUGGAAACUGUUUGCCCCUUUAAAUGGCUCUUGGCAACUUGUUUUUCUGUUUUAUGCAAUGUAGCACAUGGGUUUGGUCCCGAAAGUGAAGGUUUUCUUUAUUCACUUUUGUAUUGUUUUGUGCCCUUUGCUCCCAUGUGUGGACUUUGAGAAUGUUAUCUAUGCUUAAAAGGGCAUAUUUUUUUUUACAGUGUACCACCUGAAAGCAGGUUGGAGGGGGGGGGGGAUGCGUGCGCGUGUUAAAAACAAAAAAACUGUCUUCAUUUGCCAGGAGGAUGUUUUGUGUUCACCAGAGGUUGCAAGCAGUAGGGUGUCCCCUAAUAGUCCUGUUCCACCGAAGGCCCUCUGAUGAUUGUACGUCGUGCGUGCGUGCGUGCGUGUGCGUGCGUGCGUGCAUGUAUGUGUGUUGCUGGGAGAAUACAGAUUCAUGAAAACUUGUUUAGUUCAUGUGGCAAAUGGCUCUAGUACUGGCCAAGUACAAAAAACAUCAUUUUAUCUGAAAGUAGUAACAAAUAAUCAACAGUAACAUCUCACUGUUUACACAUUCAGACAUGUUAUUGAAAACUAUUGAAAACUGAACUGAAUCUGCUGUAUGCUCUUUAGUACUACGUCCACAGUAGCCUAGUUGGUUAAGAUUGUAUAGCAUUCCUCUUCACAAAAUGAGAAACACAAUUUUUCUCCACUGCCUGGUAUUUGAGUUCAAUGUAUUCAGUGCAAAAUACCUCUGCAUUUACCCCCACUGUUUCUAAGUAGGUUUGUUUUACAGGCUGGUAUGAUGAAUGCAGCUACAUAAACAAAUCUGUGCUAAACUUCAAAAAGUCAACAUAAACCACAGUGCACAAUGCAUUAUGUGUCGCUUAGAAAAUACUGCAUCAGGCUCAACUUUCUGGACGCAUGCAAUCUGUAGCAUCACUCUAAAAGCUCUCUGGGAGUAUA
Messenger RNA from Clupea harengus (Atlantic herring), 2944 nucleotides. Lineage: Eukaryota; Metazoa; Chordata; Actinopteri; Clupeiformes; Clupeidae. The record is from RefSeq and is a predicted model, not a curated record.